Messenger RNA from Dinoponera quadriceps, 11054 nucleotides. Its product is annotated as protein turtle-like. The record is from RefSeq and is a predicted model, not a curated record. Gene Ontology annotation, molecular function: cell-cell adhesion mediator activity. NCBI's taxonomy places the organism in Eukaryota, Metazoa, Arthropoda, Insecta, Hymenoptera, Formicidae. Bases 573 to 4682 code for a protein of 1369 amino acids. The transcript has 17 exons. Gene Ontology annotation, cellular component: plasma membrane; axon. Gene Ontology annotation, biological process: homophilic cell-cell adhesion; axon guidance; dendrite self-avoidance.
GGGGAGGGAGUGAGUGAGAUAGGGAGAAAGACACACGAUCGUGUAAGCGCGAGAAGCGGAAAAAAAGGAAAAGCAAGAGACGCACACACACGUACGCGCUUUCGACGCUCCUUUCCUGCCCGAUUCUCUCGUUCUUUAACGUCGCGGGACGUGCGGCAUCGUGCACACGCGCAGGUUGUCGGCAUCGUACACACACACACACACAGGAACACACAACGUACAAACGUACACCCGCCGCGGAUACAGACACCAGAGAGGCACAUACGCGGCACAAGGGGCGCGAGCCUGCCGAAUCCAGCCAAGUCCAAAGUCCUUAAUCCCGUGGGGUGAUCCUGGCCCCGCCCGUACGCGAAGGAACCACACCCCAGCGAGAGAGAGCGAGAGAGAGGAGGAGGAAUUCACGAUCCGGAUUUAGCAGGCUACUGGUGAUGAGAGCGACACAUUGCGGCGGUUAAAGUGGCAGCCGGGAAAGGCGAGGAAGUGGCGAGGCUCGUGAAAAUCGGCAUCGGGGGUGUAAGAUCCCGGCAGCGGUAGUGGUGGCGGAGCGGCAGGGGGACUAUGGGAGCGGGGGUAUGGGGGGCGGAGGAGGGCUACAAGCCACGGACCUCCGGCGAAGGCUCGAGUUCCAGUGUACCGGAGGAACUUGUUCGCAGGCUCUUCGGUCCCUAAGGCACGACAGCUACCAUGCUACCGAGGAGAACGCCGCGUGCGACGACCACGAGGACAGGGGGACCGACCACGAAGCGAUCCUCGCUUCCGGUCAGCCCACCUGCACAGGCUGUCGGCCAUAUAGACGCGAGGAGAACGAAGCGGUUGAGAAAAAGGAGUGUCUGAAGCGACGCAUGCCCGAGUCAGAUGGGAUCGGCGCGGUGUACCGGAAGCUGCGGCUUUAUCUGGGCCUUUUCGAGCACGCGGGUAAAAACGAUGACUCGGAGGACGGCGGGGACGAGGAUGACGACGAAGGGAAGAGGCAUCGGUUACGGUGGUGUCGCAGGGACUUCCGACGAAUCGCGGAAGUGGCGACAAGGGCUCUACUCCUUGGCAUCGCGCUCCUCGUCACACCAGGACUCUGCCAACAGGACGCGGUGCACAUUACGGCUAUCCUCGGGGAGAGCGUUGUCUUCAACUGUCACGUAGAGUUCCCCGGUGAGCACCCAGUGCCCUACGUUCUCCAAUGGGAGAAGAAGCGUUACCAUUCAUCGAGAGGGGGGAGGGUGGCACGGGGACUCCCUCCGAUGGAAUUACGGCGGCACCGGGUAAAUGGGCAGGAGAUACCGAUAUACAUAUGGUACGAGUCGUAUCCGACCCACAGUGGCGAGGGAUACGAAGGUCGUGUCUCGAGGGUGAGCCCGAAUUCACCGUACGGCGGGGCCAGCCUCAAUCUGACGAACAUCCGCGAGAGCGAUCAAGGAUGGUACAAGUGCAAGGUCGUCUUCCUCAACAGGUCGCCCAACAGUCACAAGAACGGUACCUGGUUUCACCUAGACGUCCACGCGCCACCCAGAUUCAGCAUAACGCCGGAUGAUAUGAUAUACGUGAAUCUGGGCGAUGCGAUAAUACUGAACUGCCAGGCUGAGGGUACACCGUCGCCGGAGAUCCUUUGGUACAAGGACGCGAAUCCCGUCGAGCCGUCGUCGACCAUCGGUAUAUUCAACGACGGCACCGAGCUCAGGAUCUCGACGAUCAAGAACGAGGACAUCGGCGAUUACACCUGCAUCGCCAGGAACGGAGAGGGCCAGAUCAGUCACACCGCGCGCGUCAUCAUCGCGGGUGGAGCCGUUAUUAUGGUGCCGCCGACGAAUCAAACGAAGCUGGAAGGCGAGAAGGUGCAGUUCUCCUGCGAGGCGAAGGCCCUACCGGGUAACGUGACGGUGCGCUGGUUUCGCGAGGGUGCCCCUGUCACGGAGGUCUCGGCCCUGGACACCAGGGUGUCCAUCAAGAUGGACGGCAGCCUGGUCAUCAACCCCGUCAGCGCCGAUGACUCCGGUCAAUACCUGUGCGAAGUCACGAACGGCAUCGGCGAUCCUCAAAGUGCCAGCGCUUAUCUGAACGUCGAAUACCCGGCGAAGGUCACGUUCACCCCCACCAUCCAGUACCUGCCGUUCCGUCUGGCUGGUGUGGUCCAGUGUUACAUAAAAGCCAACCCACCCCUGCAAUACGUGACCUGGACCAAGGACAAGCGCCUACUCGAGCCUUAUCAGACGAAGGACAUCGUUAUCAUGAACAACGGCUCCCUGCUCUUUACACGGGUCAAUGAGAAUCACCAAGGCAGAUAUACCUGCACGCCUUAUAACGCCCAGGGCACGCAGGGCAGUUCGGGUCCGAUGGAGGUCCUCGUGCGAAAUCCGCCUGUUUUCACCCUCGAGCCAGAAACAAUGUAUACGCGGAAGGUGGGCGAGACGGUCGAGAUGCACUGCGACGCACAGGAGGCCGAGGGAACGCAGAAACCGACGAUACAAUGGCAUCGGAGAGAGGGACCCAUCCAACGCAAUCGCGCGAAGACCUUCGGCGGCAAUUUAACCAUAGAGGGCCUUCGGCGCACGGAUUUCGGACUGUAUCACUGCGUCGCCUCCAACGAAGUCGCCACCAUCUCGUCCUCGACGCAGCUGAUCGUCGAAGGCACGCAACCCCAUGCACCUUACAACGUGACAGGCACUGCCACGCAAUUCUCGGUAACGCUAAACUGGUUACCAGGCUAUUCCGGCGGUCCUGAUUACAAGCAAGAUUAUACUAUCUGGCACAGGGAAUCAGGAACUUCGGAUUGGAAGACAAUCCCCGUGACUCCGUCGGGCAGCACAACGGUGACGAUCAACAGACUCACGCCUAGCACGCUCUACGAGUUCCAGGUAAUCGGGAAGAACGCUCUGGGCGAGGGAUUGCUGAGCAAAGUCAUCACAGUCAGGACCCUCGACAUCCUUGAUUAUAGCACUCUCAUAUUACCGACCGAUUCCACGGGAAACCCCAUGUUUCCAACCAUCAUACGGCCGAAAGGACCAAAGCCAGGUACCCCGCGGAACCUCACGGUGACGGAGAUCAGCAACGGUUUCCUGAUAACCUGGCAACCUCCUUUGGAACGUAGUCAUCUUAUCCAAUACUACACUAUCAAGUACAAGACGGACGGACCUUGGAAAACGCUCAACAAGGGCCAAAUACGACCCGAGGAGACCAGUUAUUUAGUGAAGAACCUGGUCGGUGGUAGGACCUACUAUUUCCAAGUGUUCGCCAACUCGGCUACGAAUUACGGCGCGAGCGACCAGGUGAAGUUCCCCGUGCCGGCUCGCGUUAAGCACAAAGCGAUCACCGCGGGCGUCGUAGGCGGUAUCCUCUUCUUCCUCGUCGCCAUCAUCCUCAGCAUAUGCGCGGUGAAGAUCUGCAAUAAGCGGAAGAGACGAAAACAGGAGAAAGAACUGCUUUCAGCGUAUAACAUGGUGGCCUGCCGGGUCACCGACGCCAGGAACGGCGCAGGGCAGGGGCCCCAGGGAACAGUGCCUUUGAAAAAACCUAGAAAAAGCCGAGUACCAGGUUUAAGCCUCCUGCGGGAGAUCCUCAGCCCGGAUACCCCGGACUCGUGCCGCGGUCGUCCGCUGGGUAAGAUCUCCCGGGCGGCCGACGGCCGCUUCGUCGUGGCGGACUCGGUCCUCAGUUCGGCCAACAACAGCAUCCUGGACGCGUCCAGCAGCGACGACGGUGGUUUCCUGCCGAAGCAACGGCUCAAGUCCUCCUGGCGGCGGCCGCUGGUCGGCACCAGCCAGCUCAGCCUGAGAUCCGACGGCAGCGGCGUCUCCAUCGGGCCUCCAUUGCCGUCGAGCCACCACCACGGUGCCGCGAACGCGAGGAUACCGCCCACCGUCUGCACCAUCUCGUCGCCCAGGUUCCUGGCCAGUUCGCCGAGCGGAGCCCAAGUCCCCUGGACCCCCCUGUACUUCAGCGAUCUCAGCUCCGUCAAGCAGCCAUCCUCCGGCGAGCGCUCUUUCCCGACGCCACCCGGCUAUCUUCAGCUGAGAAGCGUGCACCAGCGAUACAGUCAGGAGCUGCCGUCGCUCAAGGCGAUCCACGCCGAGUCGUCCAGGCGAUUCGUGCCGGUUCAGCCGCUGGCGACCUCCUCGCCACCGCAACCGGCCGGACGGCCCAGAGCCAGGCUGCCGCCGAGGCACGCGCGGCACGCCAGAUCGGCGCCGGAGCUCGCGGCGUCGCCCGAUCUCGAGACCUCGCCCGAGAGCAGGUCGAGCAGCUCCGGUUUCGGCAGCAAGAACACCUCGCAGCAGAACCAGAGCUCGAGGAGCGGCAGCACCGUCGCCGAGUGGCGUCCGCCGCCCUACAGGCCACCCCCGCCACCCUUAGUGGGCCGCUGGCUCGAGCUGCAGGAUCCGGCCAAGGUGGCUCACACGCACGUGCAGAACGCCGUGGACGCCGGCAGCGUCGACGGCCACUACGAGUUCGAUCCGGUUUCGUGCACGCCGACGCCCACGUCGGCCUCCACGCCCACGAGAGAGGAGAGGCCGCCUGUGCAUCAGGUCCACGCUAUCCACGUUCCCCACAUUCACCAAGUGCAUCACCAGGCGCCGAGGUACAGCAGGGACAACAUAGAGGCUAGGGUACAGGCUAUGAAGGCGGAGUUCCACCAGUUCCGGCAGAGACAGGCGAGGAGGAGGCAGAGCGCGCACUUGGAAAGCGCGUGCUGAAGCGAUCGUAGAGAGUACCCAAGGUAGAGAGAGAGAGAGAGAGAGAGAGACUCGACGAUCGUACCCCAUACGGUUGAAAUACAAUUAAUGCAGCUGCACCGCGAGAAGUCGAACGAUCGAAACUGUCGUGGUACGUGGAAAUCGACUCGGAGUCGCGGUCGUUGCGGUCGGGUCAACUUGGACAGUCGAAUACGCGAUCAUGAAGAAGAGGAGGAGGUGGACGUCACGGGUAGUUCGAGCUUUCUGGACAGUGUAGUAGAUGGUGGUGACAGAGCAACAGUAGCAGCAGCAGCAACUCCGUGUUACGGAUAAGAUGUGAUAAAAACAGAUGUACGAUCUACGAUGUGAGAGAAAAAGGGAGGAAGAAAGAUAAGCAAGACCAGGAUACGAGAGGCCGAGGGUAACACUCGAAGAGUACCGACGGAAGAAGGAGGAACCUAGGUAUCGCCCGUGUGACUAGAUUUUGGUACUGGCUUUUAUCUACUGUAGAGGACCGUGUAUUAAUACGACGACGACGACGACGAUGACUUCGACUACGACGACUACCGUACAAUUGACCGUUAUUACGACGACGACGACGACGACGCGAUCAUCACCGAAGACCAACCGCCGCAGCACAACGAGGAUCAUCAUCAUCAUCACGUGAAAUCCACAUUAGAGGAGUUUAAGUCAAUUCUAGUAGCUGGACAUCCAUCUACAAAAGAAGGCUGUUAUAAGCAUCAGGAUACAUAAGUUUCGCACGACCAUGACGGGAGCGACGUAGUAGAGCCGUACGUUAAAACGAUAAUCCUACGGGGUCCCGCUCGUUACCGAUUAAGAGAGGACCGUCGAUUGUCCUUCGGGGGAAAGCAAUCUCGAUAUCAUUUACCCGGGGAGGGAGGGGGGGGGCGAACUAUAAUACACCCAGCGACGCUCAGCGACACCGAUCGCGCUGGGACGAUUUAAAAUAGAAACGAAGUGCGUAAACGAAAACAUUCGAAUCCGAUUAUUAUUGGUCAUAUCUCGCGUACACCAACCGCGCCUACGUCCGGUUUAGAGGACCGUGAUUUUUAACGUUAUUAUAUAUAAUAAUGUAGAGAGGAAAUAUAUACCGAAGAGAGUUCUCUCUCACGCGAGGAGACAUGAAUAUAAAAAUAAAGAAAAAAAAUAAGGGGGAGGACAUUUUUUUUAACUCAGUGGAAAUGUCCCAGAGAGGGAGAAAGUGCGCAGAGAGAGAGAGAGAGAGAGAGAGAGAGAGAGAGAGACUCCCGGCCGGCUCAAAGGGAUGCUGAAAACGAUUGUAAAACGAUGUCGUCCCGCGUCGCGACCGGGACGAGGAGAACGAAGGGGUGAAAGGACGGGAGGAGGGUAGGGGAGAGGAGAUAAAUACGUCGGCAUGAUACUCCAAAGAAACUGUACCACUGUACAUGCUCGGUAUACCUUUUAAACGAAAUGUAAGGUUAAACUUAAUCUCGUACACUGUAAGUAAUAAUUAAAAACGAAAGAAAAACAAAAAAAGUAAGAUAAUCGAAAAGAAUUACCACAUACACACAUACACACAUACACACACGCGUGAACACACAUGAGUACACACAUAUACACACACACACACACACACACACACACACACGAGAUAAAAAAAAGUAAUUAUAUCGAUGAGCAAUGGACUCGAAACGUGAUAUUAGGCCGAAGCUUGCCUCGAGAUUGCUUAAGGACUCACUCGUACUGCACUGCCUGUUUAGGGUUUCGCUAGCGACCCAACAUAUUAUCGGCACAAUAAUUUUUCUUAAGCAACGUAAAACGAGAAUAAGAAUAACAAGUUCUUUGAAUUUACGCGCACUCGGCCGGUACCGUGCGUACGAUCGCGCGCGCGCGCUCAUCGCCCCGUCACGUCAUUGACGGCGCGCCCGGUCACGUCGUCAGAUGUUAGACGACUCCGACGGGUCUACCGGUCGCUCUUUUCGACGAUCAGAUUAUCGGCGUGAACGCGUUCUCGACGGACUUCUGAACGAUCGGGAAAUAAUCGGGAAAAGCGAAAUUAAAAAAAACUAACAUAGAAACAUAGAAAACACCGAGAACAAAAAGGACACGCGACGGUGAGGAAAUCGUUUCUUUCACCGAACUGCCAAUGAAAGGAGGUCCGACAACGCGGCGCGCACGAUUCCACUUCGAGUGCGAUUCCACGUCGGUGAGCGAGAUAAAAUUCAAACGAUCGAGCGGAAAAGGGCGAUCGAUAGAGAGAAGUACACAAAAGCGGCCAUCGUCGGCCGGAAGGAGCUUACGCGCGCGCGUACGCGCGCGCACACACACACACAUACACGCGCGCCCGUCACGCCGGAGUUCGUGUGUAUUAGAGAGAAAAGGAAUUAUAAAUACGCAAGCGUGCACAUGUACACACAACGGACACGCGUCCACACACACACACACAUCUACACGUGAAUACAGACAGACUACGCGCAACGGACAUCACACGCACACGCGUCCACGCGCAUAUGACACACACACGUACACAAGAAAAAACACAUAUACACGCGUACACAAGAUACGAGAGAGGCGUUCUCUUCGAGACCCACCUAAUUAUCACCAAACGCAUCAAAUCAUCUCGGAUCGCGGGGUCGGGGGUCGGCGAUCGUCGAUCGCGGGGGCCUUCGGGCGAAUCUACGGGCUAAUCAUUGAGUCGAGCUACACGACCUAACGCGAGAACGUGUUCCUCUCGUUCGAGGACGUCUCCGACGAGAGAGCGAGGAGGACCGGCGGCGCGCUCGUUCCUCUUACUCUUUUUUUCUAAUUUUCUGUACACGCGCGACCGAGAAGGCCCCCCCACGAGUGGAGUCGCGAUCGGCGCGGUCCGCGACCCCCGGGAGUUUUACUUUCUUUAUAGUACAAACACUUAUUUAUACGCGUACGUAUUAUACAUACUUAUAUUAUAAAUAUUAGCAAGGGCCCUACUCACGAUUCAACUAUACUUCGACGAACCGUAAUGCCGGAAGAAAGAGGAGAAAGAUUGUGUGUGUGUGUGUGUAUGUGUGUGUGUGAAAGAGGAGAGAAAGAGAUACGCGGCGUAGACGCUGUCAAGGCGGGACGUUGUGUACAAUUUCGUUAAAACGUGCAUAUGUGCGUGUAUAUGCGCUAUUGCGUGUGCCUGCAUGCGUGCGUGAGAGGUGCGAAAGAAGGAGGGAUAAGUGUGCAAAGUGACAAGUAUGUAUGAAUGGAGCGAGAGUAGGAGAGGACGUACGUAUGUGUGUGCGUGUAUGUAUAUGUGUGUGUGUAUGUGCGCGCGCGCGAAUGCAGCUGUUAAACGAAAACAAAGUGUAUAAUGUAACACACACGGUCACACGCAGAGAUAACAAAAGAGAUAAAAAUGAAAAAAAGAGAAAAUGAGAAUACGCUAAAAGUUAAGAGGUAACGGAGAGAUGACGCGAAAGAGUACCAAUAUUCUAAAGUAAUUCUAAUGGUUGAAUUAAUAAUUUGAUAAUUAAUUGAUAUUGUAAAUCGUAAACGACGUAGCGUGUAGCGUAUUAAUCAACGAGAGCGACGCGAACGCGUAUUAAUUAAUUAAUUAAUUAUACCCGCGAGAGAACGUCACACGCGACAACGGGGGGGGGGGAGACGCUUGCGGGAGACACGACGGGGGGAGGAGGAGGUGCGAGGAGAUAAAGGCUCGCGCAUUAACGAAAGACGCGGCUUUGUUAUCUCUCAUCGCGCCGGAAAUUGUUCAAACGCGUUAUAUUACUUAUAAUGACUUAGAACGUGCCGCGAUCGUGCGCGAAAUCUACGUAAGACAGAUGGAAACGCGAAAGUGGAAGGAAGGAAAAACGCGCUUUUGACAACGCGACACGUGAUCGCGCUUCCACGUGAUCGUACCACGAAGAGGGCGGACCGAGUCUCGGGACGAGUCGACGUCAUCCGGUCCCCUUCGAGAAGACACCCUCUCCCCCAUCCAUCCGCGAAUGGACGAAUGCGCGAGAGAAGAAAUCGUGGACGCGAUCCAACCAACCGACAUAGGUGUAUAAGUAAUGUGUAGAUAUAUCAUAGUUAGAUACAACGAUCUCAAAAGGUCACGCAGUGUGGACGUUUGCGAUAGGUGUGCGGGAAUGGGAGUGUAAGAAAGAAUGAGAGAAAGCUAGAGAAAAUGAGAGAGAGAGAGAGAGAGAGAAAGACAGUAAAGGAAAAAUGAGAAGAAAUAAGUGCACGAGGAAGAGGAUCUCGGACGAUCCUCCGCGUUAUCCUGAAGCCUAUCACGCAGCGCGAAAAGAAACAGCUCAUGCAAAUAUGUCCGGAUAUUCGCGUGUCCGGUGACGGGGAUUUUAAUAGAAUUCACGAGGGAAUCAUCGUGUUUGCGGGAGAUGGGGAGAAAGGAACGAGAGAAAAAUACGUAAACGAGAGAAAGAGUGAGAAUGUGUGUAUGUGAGAGAGAGAGAGAGAGAGAGAGAGAGAGAGACAGAGAGGGAGAGAGGGAGAGAAACAGUGGUUUCGCUUGACGGCGUGUCUGGAUAAUAUGGUUAAUAUGGUUGAAUCGUGAAUCCGUUCGUGUAAAGUUCGUCAUCACACAUUCACACACACACACACAUACAUACACACGUCACGAUAGUUUCGUUCUUCGACCUGAGUUCCUUCGUGACCCCCCUGUACGAUUUGCGUUUCUUUCGCGCGAAUAUCGCCGAUGUCGCGCCCCUUUGCGUUUUUUUCUUCGCAAAGAGACACACUCGUCGUUGUAUCCUCGCCGUGUUCGCACAUCACGCAUGCGCGAGAUCGCGCGAGCGACCGCCGCGUUCUUGCGGAUUAAUUAAUUAAUUAAUCAAUUACCUUUAAGCUGUUUCCGUUCUCGUUACGUACCUGAAAGCCAGUCGGCGCGACGCUUCGUACGAAAAGAAAAACAAAACAUCGCGAGUGAAAUUCCUCGGGCCCUCGAAGCAGGACGUUCACGAGGGGCUUCGGCGAGAAUAUUCGGCAGCGCGCGCGUGCGCGCGCGCGCGCGAGAGAGAGAAAGAAUCAUAUGCAAAUUGUGUAUGCUUAACGUGACUAGAUCGGUGGACAAUGGAUUCGUGUAUAAACCGGUGAAUAAUUAUAAAGAAAUACGUUACGAUGCGCGGAGAGCGCGCACGUGUGACAAGUGAGAAGCGGAGAUUCGAUUCGACUCGACUGUAUUGUGUUGUCGCGCUAAAAAAAAUAAUAAUCGUGUAAAAAGUUCACUAUAUAUAUAUAUAUAUAUACAUAUAUAUAUAUAUAUAUAUAUAUAUAUAGCCGGCGCGCGUGAUCAAGUUACAAAUCACGAAACUCGUUUCCGUGAUCGUUGGUGAAAUCUUGGAUCGGACGCACGUCCGCGGCGAUAAGUAUUCGGAAUUCCUCCGGUUGCGACGUCCCGAUCGCUCAGCUCGGCGACACUGCUUCGAGGUUCUCCGCGCGGCGCGCGCGAAACGAUAAUUUGACGUGACACAUGCCAGUCGUACUUGGCGAUGACGACUAACGCGCGACAAACCACGCGGUAGUCGGUCCCAUGAAAUUCCUAGCCGUUCGUUCGACGCAGAGUAGACGCGUUUCAGUCGAAUCCAAUGGCUCUCGGGUACUGAAUAUCGCUUGGAUCUGCGACCACCUACGUCUCCACGACGUAAGCUCGUCCGGCUCCGUAAGCUCUCGGAACUCCCGACUGGCGACACAAAAUAUUUUCCCUUCGCGCUCCAAACAAAACGAAAAAUAACGCGGAGGUAGACCUCUUCUCCGCGCUCUCUUUUCUCUGCACGCGUCCGAGAGUGCGUCGCAGUUCCAAGCGCGGCAUUUCGAGUGCUUCGUAUCAUCGUACACACUGGCGACUACUCCUAUUUGUAACCGACAUCUGUUGCGCCGAAUUGAAUUCGUGAGAUGAAAGAGGAAGAAAACGAAGAAGAGGAGGAGGAAGCAAGCAGAAGAAGGAAAAGAUGACACUGUGAAUAUAAUAUCCUUUCAUUCCCUUUCUACUGACGUGUUGUUUGCCUUUUUUUCUUUUUUUUUUCCGUUCCGAGUCGUCGGGGUAUAAACUUCCACACUUGUAAUCGUUAGCUUUCUCACGAAUCCCAACAUCGAAUCGCUUCAACAUACAUACAUGUAACAUGUUCUUCUGUACCGUCUGUCUCUUCACUUCCGCUUAUUCUCGAUCCUAUAUCCGCCGUCGAACACUUGUACACGGUGCGUUUUUCCGAACCGUUUUUUCCGUUGUCACUUAUUCGCGAAGCGAAAGUUGCUCGUUGUUCACCUCCAUUACUCAGUUCGAUUGAAUUUGAUCUAUGCUUUCUCGCGAACCCCCCACGAGAACUCCAAGUCGUACUAACUUAGGACAAAUUGUAGACAAUUUAUUAUUAAAUAAAAUGAAAAAUAAAUCGACAUUUGAAACGAAACAUGGGAGAGACGUUCCCGGGA